AAAGGCUCCAAAGCGCUUCCCAGCUCCUCCUGGGGCAGCAUAAAGUCAAAUACUCGGAGCUGUAAACGGGCAGUGAUUCUGAGAAAUGGACGAGGGUGUUUUUGAAGCUUAUGAAAAGGAAAUCCAGGCACUGGAAGAAGAAAUAAGGCUGCUGACAGAAAAGUAUGAAGAUAUGCGACAAGAAUCUGCCUUCUUUUCUGAGGAGGAGAUACUGAAGGCAAUAAAAUCACUCCAAGAAGAAACUGAGGGAGAAACCAAGGGACAUGAAUCUCCAUCAGAUCUGAAAGCUCAGCUUGAAAGCCUAGAAUCAGAUCUCUCAUUUUUAAUGGAAUUUACUGGGUUUCAUUUCACAAGUCAUUCCAAGAAAACAGUGGAAAAGACUCAAAACAGGACAGUGCAGAAGCACAGCUUAUCAGGGAAGUGUCACUCCAUACCUUUUCAAGUGAAAUUCCAGCUCCUUGAAAUGCAGAAGGAUGAGAAAGUGUCUGCUGUUGUUAGUGAUCUCAGCAUCAAAAUGGAAUCCAGAGAAGAUUCAAAUAUGAGCAAGUUUGUGUCACGCACUGAAGAAUGUGGAGAUCUUAUGACAUUUUUCAGAAGCCUGUCAACCUAUGCUGAGUGGUAUGAGCAUCGUAGACACACCUUCCUGCAUUUCAAGGCCAAGUAUCCUGACAUUGUGACCCUUCCAGAAGGACUGCUGGGAGAUUUUAUAAUUCUAAAGAACCCCAAAGUUCCUGGGUUUGAACUGGUGAUCGUCUGGAAGAUCCAUCUUGAUGAAGAAGGGACCACUACACCUGUCCUGGACCUGCUGCCCAAAGUACCAGAGCAAGUGCUGGAGCAGAGGAUGAGGAGCGUGGAGAGCGUCCCCAGCAGCUUCCGCAGCGCGCUCCGGCUCUUCGGCAUCGAGGCGGCCCUGGAGAACCUGAUCCAAGUGCUGGGCUCAGGACAGUGAAGGCCAGCACUGCUUACACCAGGUAGCAAUUUCAAAAGUAGUUUUAAUUAAGAUAUUGUGUUACACGGUCUGUAAUUUUAUUGAAUAUAAACAUUAAGUUAUUUUCCAUUUAGAAACCAUACUCAUAAAACAUGCUAUCUGUACAAUUAUGGCACGUUAUAUAUAAAUUGUCAUGACAUGAAAAUAAAUACAGCCAUUUAAAUACAAAAAUGCCAAAUAAAAUAGUUACAUGUACAGAGUGA
Molecule: messenger RNA, 1191 nt
Organism: Melospiza georgiana
Lineage: Eukaryota; Metazoa; Chordata; Aves; Passeriformes; Passerellidae
Gene: CENPP
Product: centromere protein P
Exons: 9
Coding region: 86-949 (287 amino acids)
Biological process (GO): CENP-A containing chromatin assembly
Cellular component (GO): chromosome, centromeric region; nucleus
Source: RefSeq, a predicted model, not a curated record